Molecule: messenger RNA, 2130 nt
Organism: Triticum urartu
Lineage: Eukaryota; Viridiplantae; Streptophyta; Magnoliopsida; Poales; Poaceae
Source: RefSeq, a predicted model, not a curated record
AAGUAUUGAGUUUCUGCUAGUAUAUCAAGGACUUAUGAGAACUGAAAAGAAAAAAACGAAAAAAGGAAUUCUCAUAGUUCAUUGAAUUAAGGGAGGGCCAUUCGUGGGGGGUUCAUGGAAGAGUUGGGUUCGAUUCCCUUUAUACGCGAUGUGGCGAAAAAGACUGAUUCAACGAAAUAUGCCAUGCCAGCAUUAAGAUUUAAAACGUGUCGUCUACUUCCAGGAAAUGUUCGGAACAGAGAACUUUCUCUAAUCCAACGUCGUAUUCUCCGAAGAUUGAGGAACAAGAGGAGAUCCAUUAAAAGAAAUCUUUCUCGGAGAGAAAAUCUAAACAGUAACAUCAAAUCACAAACUACACGAAAGUUGUCUCUUUAUUAUGGGGAUUUACCCAUAAGGGAGAUGCACAGAGGAAGAGAACGAACUUCAUAUAUCCCUUUUUUACUCAAUCAAGAAACAAGAUCGGACGUGAUUCCGGUUCGUCUCCAUUUUAGUGACACUCUUCCUCAAGCAAGGCAGCCGAUAAGUCAUCGAAGGGUUUGUUUGAAUAAUGGACUGGUAACCAUUACUCAUUUGAAAGUUUCCCACGGUGAUCUAAUAUCUUUUAAAGAAAAUGACGCGAGAACCCGCGGUUUUGAAAUAAGGAGAUCUUUCUAUAUCGACAUAUCAGUUGGAAAAAUCAUAGGCAAAUUCCUAUCGGCCAUAUCAGUUGGAAAAAGAAGAGGCAAAUUCCUACCGGCCAGAAUCUGGAGAAGAACAAAAAAAGAAUGGUUCCGCUUACUCACAACUCAGAGGGGAUGCCGCUUACUACUCAAAUCCAAGGAAUUGCAAAAGUUGCGUUCUUAUAUGCAAGAAGAAGACUUUGAAAGAACAAAGAAGUUUGGAUCCGCAAAAGUAUGCUUAGGCAGUUCCUUCGCUGAGCACAACAGAAUGAAGAGGAAUUUGUUUCAUUUCAAAUACUUCUUCUUAUUGAAAAGAGGGAAGGAGAAAAACCGAAAUCUUCCUACUCGAACAAUAAGUCCUUUUGUAGAAAAGUCUUCUUUAUAUAGUAAUUCGACCUAUUGCUCCGGAUCCCCGUUUACUAGGAAGAUAAGAAUCAAAAGGAUCGAACUACCUACUCAUUAUUCGGAGGUGAAUCAUAGAACACUAAAAGCUGUGGUAUCUUAUGGACCUAACAUAGGUCACAUCCCUCACGACAUAAGAUUGAAAGAUCCAAACCUUCCUCUUCGGAGCGGAAACGGACGUGGCCAAAACAUAUAAAAAAAGAUCGGCCUAGUCGCUCAUAGGGACAUAUCUAUCCGGAUAGAGGAUAGUCUAGAUCAAUUUUGAGAAAAAUCUCUCUCUAUAUAGAUAGGUAUCUCUGUGGAUAGAGAUAAAGAUAGGGAUCCCUAUAAAUCGAAAUAUAUGGAAAAAGUGCACUUUUUGACUACUACUACUAUUUCUUAGACUUUUUCAAGGAAACAUCGUUUUUUCGAUUUUGACUGAAUUGGUCGGAGCGUAGACGAGCAAGCAGAGCCCAGGAAAGAGGUCAGAUCGUCAUAGAGCAGUCGACUAUAAGUAUAAGACUGCUGGCCUGAGAGAAGGCAGUCUCUCUCGGGAAACAUGGCCCAAUUUCUCUUCUUUCUUUUCACACGGGCAACAAUUGGGAAUAAAACAGACCAUGAACAUGAGUUUAAAAUGUAAAAAAAAGGGAAGAGUGCAUUCUCCACUUUCUUAUCUCGAAAAUGCGUAAUAUAGUGAUGUCAUGUGUCUGUUUCUCUGAAAAGGUGGGUCGGCCCUUAGGGCAAACAGUAGUGCCAGGUUCCAUUGUGGAACGGUCGUUUGCCGGUGACCUUUGUCCGCUGUAGUACGAGUGACUGGCGCAUCGCAUCCAAUCUCUCAUGUCAAUGAGUCAGUUAGAAAACAGCUCCAAAUGAAUCAGUGAUUUCCCCUUUAUUUCCCUCGGAACCAAGGGGAACAAGACGAGAUUCCGUGUUCACUUAUCGAUUCCAAAAUGAAUCGAAUUCGUGAACUUUAUAACGAUAUUACUCCUCUUCCUUACGGCUCCCCUGUGCCUAGUGAUUUCUCGUGCUCGAUUCAUCCCAUUCUAGUAUAUCUACUCGGCUAUCCUUAGAAAAGUCAAAAGAUAAGGAG